GUUGAAGGAAACAUGGAUGUGAAUCAAACGUCAUACUGCACUGUGUUGGACACAAAGAGCCAGGCUAAAUUCCUUUGCUACACACGCAGAAUAAACGGAAUAUUUAGUAUUUGUUUGACAGAUGCUGCUGAUGUUUGGAGCACAGAGUACACUGAGGACACACUGAACCAGUUUAGACAGAGGUUUGCCUUGAAAUCUACAGAGGAUUAUAUCCUGAAACUCAGGGCCGCCUGUGGUAGGGGGGACGUGUCUGUUGUGGUGCAUGACACCAGUGUAGAGCUCCACGUGGGCUCUGGUCCAGGGGACCUGAGUGUGACCCUGUCCAGGCUGGAAGGCUGUAAGGCCACAGCAGAGCUGAAGGAGCUGCUGUUCAGGAUGGCUGACAGCCUCACUCAGCCUGACAGUGGACCCUCCUCCAUGAGUCCAGUGAAAAAUCACCAAAGGCGGCCCACAGACUUUGAGCCCCGGCAGCAGCAGAGCUGUGCUCCAUCAGUGACGGUGAAGAAACGACGAACAGGGGCUUCACUCAUCAACCCGGGAACUAGAAAAAAGCUGCGAGCGACCGGUGUGGCCUUUGAUGAAGCAGAUGAAGACUGAUCCUUCAGAUGACACAGACACUCUUUCUGCUCCAUGUUCCCACGUUGCUCAUGCACAGCCAACAAUGAAUGGUCUUUUAAUCCACUAAUACAACAUUAUGAAAUGCAUGCAUAUGUUUCAAAUCACAGCUUGUAUGGCACGUUUUCUAUCAUGGUGAAGACUUGAACAAUGAUUUUUAAUGGCUCUUGAAUAUCUGUCAUUGAGAUGAAUGUUAUUCUCAGGCCUCCUUCUAGAAUGAUAUUAGGUUAAAUUUCAAAAUUGCAACAAAUGACUUCUGAAUAUGUAUAAAAUAUGUGGCUCUGUGUUUGGAGAAAGUUAAGUUAAGCUGCUCAUAUUGAGUAUUUUUCCAGAUAAGUGCAGACUAGGCAUCACGUGCAGGGACAUGAGCCUUGUCUUCAGCUGCUUAUGACUCUUUUCUUGCUGUUAACCCGCUCGAUAAGGGGGCUGCUUCAACUCCAUGACACAUCAAGAUAGAAAUGUGUGAAUCUUUGAUCGUCCGAGUCAGGAUUUUUCUCAUGUAUGCUUUAUUUCUAUGUGUAAUAGUUGUACUUUUUUGGUGGGUCAGAAGUUCACAUACACACGACUUUUCCUUUCCUUUAAGUUGUUUAGCUUGGGUCAAACAUUUUGAGAAGCCUUCUGCAGUCUUCCGCCGCAUUCUGCCACUUGCAUACUUGUUUGUACAGAUGAACGAGGUACCUUCAGGCGUUUGGAGAUCGCUCCAGAGGAUGAACCAGACUUGUGGAGGGCUACACUUUUUUUCUGAGGUAUUGGCUUGUGUCUGAAAUUGUUUUUGCACUAAAACGUUCCAGUUGCCCUCAUUAAACCCCUCAUUGAAUGCU
Molecule: messenger RNA, 1436 nt
Organism: Chelmon rostratus (copperband butterflyfish)
Lineage: Eukaryota; Metazoa; Chordata; Actinopteri; Chaetodontiformes; Chaetodontidae
Gene: paxx
Product: PAXX non-homologous end joining factor
Exons: 7
Biological process (GO): double-strand break repair via nonhomologous end joining
Cellular component (GO): nucleus; site of double-strand break; nonhomologous end joining complex
Molecular function (GO): molecular adaptor activity
Source: RefSeq, a predicted model, not a curated record